Saccoglossus kowalevskii is the source of this 1195-nucleotide messenger RNA. RefSeq names its product mediator of RNA polymerase II transcription subunit 27-like. The record is from RefSeq and is a predicted model, not a curated record. Gene Ontology annotation, molecular function: transcription coactivator activity. Lineage: Eukaryota; Metazoa; Hemichordata; Enteropneusta; Harrimaniidae. Gene Ontology annotation, biological process: regulation of transcription by RNA polymerase II. Gene Ontology annotation, cellular component: mediator complex.
CUUCGCAAAAGUUUAUGAAGAUAGGGGUUCAAUUCAAAGAUGGCGGAAAAUUUAGAAACAGUGAAUUCAGCUCUUGCAGCGACACAAAAAUUGCGAUGCAGCGUCACUCGAGUAUUCACCCAUUUGAGGGAAGGAGUGAAAAGUACAAAGGGAGAAGUCAGUAAAGAAAGUAUGUUCAUUAGGCAACUUCAGGAAGCCCUCACAGCUGUUACCUCCGACUUCAGUGAAUUAGAGAAGCUGAGCUCGUCCCUUCAUAAAUUCACUGAUGGAAUUCCCAUGGGCAAUAGUGGUUUACUCAGCUUAGAUCCAGUACAAGACAAAACACCCAUGUACACACAGCUUCUGCAAUCUUAUAAGUGGUCCACCAAGUUACAAAGCCAUGCUAGCCUCGCAGGCGCCAUGUUAACACAGAAUUCCUUGAAGAGGACAUCCGUACCAUCAGGAGGGUUAUCUGCAAAAAGGAGGAAAACUCAGCCGACAUGUCAUGCUACACCAGCACAUCUUGUAGACAAUGUAGUCACCACUGUAGACAGAUCAUUUAACGAUCUAUCACUUACAGUCAACAGGCCACAAGGAACAGGAGCCGUACUCCAGGCUACUGUUGGUAGGACGUUGAGCGCCAUCGUCAUUCUUCGAGGGCUUCUAAUAGAAAGAGUGAUAGUACGUGGUUAUCAUGAAAACUUGCACAAAGACAAUGGCACGCUGGACCUGUGGACACCUUCAAAGUAUCGAGUAUUUCAAAAGUUAACAGAUCAUGCCAUGGCUGCAAUGCUGCACUACCACUUACCACACUUACCAGAAAUAGGAAUCAGGUCGUUUAUGACUUGGUUGCAUAGUUAUACAACAUUGUUCUCAACGGCUUGUCAUCGUUGCGGUAAAUAUUUGAAUGGUAAUAUUCCGCCAACAUGGCGGGACUUUAGAACUCUGGAAGUGUGCCACGAAAACUGCAGACAAUAAAAAUGCUGUGUUGUUAGACUGAAGUCACCUAAAAUAAAAAUGUACUCUGAAGGACAUUCCUAAAACUGUGAAUCUUACCAGACUAUCCUUUUUAUAUUAUCUUUUUUUAUUUUCUGAUGGAAUAAACUUUUGCUUUAACAUUCAGUUGUUGUUCAGCAUGACCAAACGUUGACGAUUGAUUCUGACAUGUAUGCAUCCACAUUAAAUGUUGAGUGAUCAUUAAAUUAGGUCAUCAAAA